This is a messenger RNA of Psilocybe cubensis, 1332 nucleotides long. RefSeq lists its product as uncharacterized. The coding region runs from base 1 to 1332 and encodes 443 amino acids. The record is from RefSeq and is a predicted model, not a curated record. NCBI's taxonomy places the organism in Eukaryota, Fungi, Basidiomycota, Agaricomycetes, Agaricales, Agrocybaceae. The transcript has a single exon.
AUGUCGCAGGUGUGCUCGAGCUGGAGGAACUCUAUCCUGUUGUCACCAAAUCUCUGGGGCCAGGUCGUGAACUUCAAUCGACUCGGACACCCGGAGUGGAGGAAUGAAGUUCUCCGUCGCACAAGAGAUGCAUCACUCUUCCUGUAUGGUGAUGUUGUUGACGAUGGAGAUGGAGAAAUAUCCACUAUCUUGAUCAAUAACUGGCAAAGGAUUUGUCGUCUCGAGUUGCGGUUAGUCGGAUUUACCUACCAUGACAAAAUCCGAAACAACGAGCGACUUUGGGAAACCCUGGGAAGUUGCUCACCAUCUAUCGAAGUUUUUGCGCUCUGGUUCUUCAAUUAUGCGUCUAGAGAGAAUAAAAUGAUUGAGCUGGGACCCAGAGAUCAGAUCAUAUCACCCAGGAGCUUUCGGUUGUUUGGAGGAUAUGCACCUUGCUUGAGCCGAUAUGAUUCCCCUAAUAUCCGCUUCGACACUUCGCCUGGAAUUUUGACAAGUCGUCUUCAACACCUCAGACUGGAACAACCGUCUAAUGCUAAUGAGAUAUUGAAUACAAUAAUCUGCAUACCAACACUCGUAACGCUCUCUGUUUCCCACCUUGACUCCAGCGAGAAUUUAACCCUUCCACGCAGGACCAAAGACAGUAGAGUAUUUCAUACCAAACUCCAACGUAUCGAGCUAAUGGAACCAAUGAACCACAAUGCCUACAUCAUCCUACUCAGUUCUAUCGAACCAGCGGAAAACCAUUCCUUAAUCAUUCAUUGCUGCCAGGCUCUCGCAGCGCAGAACACAGAGGCCCAGGUCGCACAAAUCGGGGACAUUCUAUACAGGUACGCAUCACUGGCAAGCAAAUCGAUUGCGGCGGCAAUAGAAUCCACACUGUGGAUAGAGAAUCAAACUUUUCAGAUAUUUUGGAAAGGACCUGGGAGUGAAUACAACAUUCAAAUCUCCGACCCUGCUCCACAACACUCAUUUUCCCUUUCACUGCUUCGACGUUUCCCUAUACCUGGUGGUAAUUGCGUUCGAGAAGUUUAUCUUAUACUUCAAGUCGACACCAACUUCUAUUCUUCUGUUUUCGAAACAUUAGCGCCCGUAUUUAUGUCUGUCAAGAAGUUAUCAGCACCGGAAAGGUUUUUCCUGUAUAUGGCCGAUCUGUCCGAGCAGCGCUUUGUUUCCGCUUUCCCGAAACUAGAAACAAUAGUGGUGAAAUAUAGUUGGGAUGGGAAUGGGGGUGACAACGAUUCCGAGGUAUCCAGAUAUGUCUUCAGACGGAAAGAAAUGGGAAUGUUGGUCCCAACCGUCCUUCCCCUGGUUGUCAAUCUACAAUACCUGUAG